AUGUUCAAGGACAUUCUACAGCCCAACAAUCAGCAGGCGGACGCAACCGUUGAGUCUUUAUCAUCCGGUGCGUCACUUCCUCUACCAUUGAUGGGAUAUUUGUACCAUCACUUCGUGCACAGCAUGCUUUGCAGUGACUCUAUUUUGAGGUUUAAAGAGCAUACAGGGGAGUUGGAAGAACAGCCAAGACCACCAAUUUAUGUCAAUGGCGACAGCAGCCUCCAGGACGUGGAAGAGGCGGUGUUGCAAAUGCAAGAAGAUACGAAGGACUUGAAGCUGGAGCGUGAGCCGGCGACGUCGUGA
Molecule: messenger RNA, 303 nt
Organism: Sparassis crispa
Lineage: Eukaryota; Fungi; Basidiomycota; Agaricomycetes; Polyporales; Sparassidaceae
Exons: 1
Coding region: 1-303 (100 amino acids)
Source: RefSeq, a predicted model, not a curated record